Messenger RNA from Solanum verrucosum, 3428 nucleotides. RefSeq names its product probable ubiquitin conjugation factor E4. Gene Ontology annotation, cellular component: nucleus; ubiquitin ligase complex; cytoplasm. Gene Ontology annotation, molecular function: ubiquitin-ubiquitin ligase activity. The record is from RefSeq and is a predicted model, not a curated record. Bases 82 to 3204 code for a protein of 1040 amino acids. Lineage: Eukaryota; Viridiplantae; Streptophyta; Magnoliopsida; Solanales; Solanaceae. The transcript has 16 exons. Gene Ontology annotation, biological process: protein polyubiquitination.
GUUUGUUAAUUCUGCUGAUUUUCUCUCUUCCUUUCUCCCAAAUCAUCAAUUUUUCUUGUUUAAUUUAUUGUUGUUGAAAUCAUGGCGACUUCUAAAUCACAGAGGACGCCGGCGGAGAUCGAGGAUAUAAUUCUUCGGAAAAUUUUACUUGUAUCUCUAGUUGAUUCAAUGGAAAAUGAUACACGCGUUGUGUAUUUAGAGAUGACGGCGGCCGAGAUUUUGAGCGAGGGUAAAGAAUUAAGGUUGUCUAGGGAUUUGAUGGAGAGGGUUUUAAUCGAUCGACUUUCUGGUAAUUUUGUAUCCGCGGAACCACCUUUUCAGUAUUUGGUCAACUGUUACCGUCGGGCACAUGAAGAAGGGAAGAAGAUUGCGUCGAUGAAGGAUAAGAACGUUAGGUCUGAGAUGGAAUUGGUGGUUAAGCAAGUAAAGAGACUUGCUGUAUCAUACUGUAGGAUACAUUUAGGAAAUCCUGAUAUGUUUCCCAAUUGGGAUAUGGCACCAGCAAAUGUAUCUCUGUUGCUUCCUUUGUUGUUUUCUGAGGUUUCAAGUUCUGUGGAUGUGUUUGGUGGGAGUAGUGGUAGUGGAGGAGUGUCAAGUCCACCUGGGUUUUUGGAUGAGUUAUUAAAGGAUGCGGAUUUUGAUAGUAUGGACCCAAUACUGAAGCAGUUGUAUGAGGAUUUGAGAGGGACUGUGCUAAAGGUUUCAGCUUUGGGUAAUUUUCAGCAGCCUCUUAGAGCUUUAUUAUUUUUGGUUAAGUAUCCAGUAGGUGCCAAGUGUCUUGUGAAUCAUCCUUGGUGGAUUCCAAAUAGUGUUUAUAUGAAUGGAAGAGUAAUCGAAAUGACAAGCAUUUUGGGUCCUUUCUUUCAUGUCAGUGCUUUACCUGAUCAUACAAUCUUCAAGAGUCAGCCGGAUGUUGGCCAGCAGUGUUUCUCAGAAUCGGCCACACGUCGUCCUGCUGAUCUCUUGUCUUCUUUCACAACAAUCAAAACUGUUAUGAAUAACUUGUAUGAUGGCUUGGCAGAAGUGCUUAUGUCUCUUCUGAAAAAUUCAACUAUUCGUGAAAAUGUCCUUGGAUAUCUUGCUGCAGUUAUAAACAAAAAUUCGUCAAGGGCACAGUUGCAGGUUGAUCCAUUAUCUUGUGCUAGUUCAGGCAUGUUUGUAAAUCUCAAUGCCGUUAUGCUUCGGCUAUGUGAACCUUUCUUAGAUGCCAAUUUGACAAAACGGGACAAGAUCGAUCCCCAAUAUGUGUUUUCUAGCACCCGUCUGGAACUGAGGGGGUUGACUGCUCUGCAUGCAUCAUCAGAAGAAGUCUCUGAAUGGAUAAAUCAAAAUAAUCCUGGAAAAGUUGACGUCGCUAAAGAAGGCAGUGAUGGAGAAAAUCGGUUGUUGGCAUCACAGGAAGCUACAAGUUCUGGGAAUGAUUCUGGUGGACCUUCAAUUCUCCACUAUAACAACCCAAUAUCAAGUAGUAGUGAGAAAGCUAAAUACCCCUUCAUAUGUGAAUGCUUCUUCAUGACUGCACGGGUGCUCAACCUGGGCCUCCUAAAAGCAUUUUCAGAUUUUAAGCAUCUUGUUCAGGACAUUUCAAGAUCCGAAGAUAAUUUGUCUACCAUGAAAACCAUGCUAGAACAAACACCCUCGCCACAGUUGCAGCAGGAAAUAGCUCGCUUGGAAAAAGAUCUUGAAUCAUAUUCACAGGAGAAAUUAUGCUAUGAAGCCCAAAUACUGAGGGAUGGAGGGCUUCUCCAGCGUGCAUUAUCCUUCUACAGGUUGAUGGUUGUUUGGCUGGUCGAGCUUGUUGGUGGUUUUAAGAUGCCUUUACCUUCCCCUUGCCCUAUGGAGUUUGCAUCUAUGCCUGAGCACUUUGUUGAAGAUGCCAUGGAGCUGCUAAUUUUUGCUUCUCGAAUUCCCAGAGCUUUGGAUGGUGUCUUGCUGGAUGACUUCAUGAAUUUCAUUAUCAUGUUCAUGGCAAGUCCAGAAUAUAUCAGAAACCCUUACCUUAGAGCAAAGAUGGUUGAAGUCCUAAACUGUUGGAUGCCCCGCAGAAGCGGCUCUACUGCAACGUCUACUUUGUUUGAAGGGCAUCAACUCUCUCUGGAGUACCUUGUGAAAAAUCUUUUGAAGCUUUAUGUUGACAUUGAAUUUACAGGUUCCCACACACAGUUCUAUGAUAAAUUUAAUAUCCGCCACAACAUUGCUGAACUGCUUGAAUAUCUUUGGCAAGUUCCAAGUCACCGGAAUGCAUGGAGACAGAUUGCCAAGGAGGAGGAGAAGGGUGUUUACUUAAAUUUCUUAAACUUCUUGAUUAAUGAUAGCAUCUAUCUUCUCGAUGAAAGUCUUAAUAAAAUUCUUGAACUAAAAGAGCUGGAAGCUGAAAUGUCUAACACAGCGGAAUGGGAGCAAAGACCAGCUCAAGAAAGGCAGGAGAGAACCCGUCUGUUCCAUUCACAAGAGAAUAUAAUUCGAAUUGAUAUGAAGUUGGCAAAUGAAGAUGUGAGCCUGUUAGCAUUUACUUCAGAACAAAUUACUGUCCCUUUUCUUCUUCCUGAGAUGGUGGAAAGAGUUGCUAGCAUGUUGAAUUACUUCUUACUACAGCUGGUGGGUCCACAAAGAAAAUCUCUUAGCUUGAAAGACCCUGAAAAGUAUGAAUUUCGUCCGAAAGAGUUGCUGAAACAGAUUGUGAAAAUAUAUGUGCAUUUGGCAAGAGGAGAUAAGGAGAAAAUUUUUCCAGCUGCAAUUAUAAGAGAUGGCCGAUCGUACAGUGAUCAGAUAUUUAGUGCUGCAGCUGAUGUCCUUAGAAGAAUUGGUGAAGAUAUGAGGAUCAUACAAGAGUUCAUCGACCUUGGUGCAAAGGCCAAGAUUGCAGCUUCAGAAGCAAUGGAUGCUGAGGCUGCUCUUGGAGACAUUCCUGAUGAAUUCCUUGAUCCAAUCCAAUAUACUUUAAUGAAGGAUCCUGUCAUUCUUCCUUCUUCGAGGAUAACAGUGGACCGGCCUGUUAUUCAGCGGCACCUUCUUAGUGAUAGUACAGACCCAUUUAACCGGUCUCAUCUAACUGCGGACAUGUUGAUUCCCGACACCGAGUUGAAGGCGAAAAUCGAAGAGUUCAUCCGGUCCCAUGAACUGAAGAAGCCUGGGGAGGAUUUGAAUUUGCAACACACAAAAACAACCAUACAAACAACUGAUACUUUAAAUUUGAUUGAGUAGGGAUUUCUCUUUUUCUGCUUUUAACCCUGAUCAUUGUAUUAUAUUUGAGUUCAAGUGAUCAACGGUAAAACCUGUGUUGGUAACACAUUUUUUAUUCCCUUUCCUGUAUGGGAUAGUUCUUUUUACUUGUCAGGGUCCCCAAUAACUAUAGGAAUUUAUAUUUUGUAAACAAGGGAAUCUUCUGAAAAAUGGUAUAUUUAUGUUUUUCGUAAUUUCAUUUUGAA